CUGGGAUGUGAUGAUGAUGACGAAGUGAAAAUGGCGGAUCUUUCGAAAUCCUAUCCCGGCCCCUGACAUACCAGAGACAGUAGCUAAACAGCCUUAAGAGGUUCCCCCCUCUCUCUCCGCUGCCUGCUCCUGCUGCUGCCGCCGCCAGAAGCCCUCCCCUCUUCCUCCUGCUCCCGAGCAGCCGCUUUCCAGCUCUUCAGAGACGGAGGGGGGAAGCCCCCCCACCCUUCGCCACCAGCCUGGAAGGACUCAGUGGCGGCGCCCGAUAGAGGGGAAGAGGCUCACCACCAAGGCCUGGACACCAGGAGAGAUGGGUGGAGCUUGGAUCCCGAGAAGGAGGUAUCCCCUUUCAGACAGUGCUCUAUGAUGAAGCCUCUGGAGGUGGUCUGAUGUGGAACAAGACUUAAAAGGGAUUCAGUGUCUCAUCUUGAGCCUGCCACUUACAUUUGCAACAUGGAGGUGGUGUCCGCGGAGGUGAAUAGCCUGCUUCCCGAAGAGAUCAUGGACACAGGGAUAAAGCUGGAGGAGGAUGAGAACAUUGAGGCUGUAAUUGUGGGUGACUCCAUUCCUAUGGAAACGGAACUGGAAGGAAUGGCAAAUGUAAGCUCAAUUGGUGAUUCUACUAUUGCUGCUCCAUCCUCGAUCACCACAGAGAUUGUAACGGUGCCUAGCAGUUGUGUGAGCCAUCUCACGGGCAAUGCUGCCAUAACAAACACUGAUACUGAUGUGACUAUACAACCUUCCUUUCAAAGCGGCCUCCAAAAACUGGGUGCUCAGGCUCCUGUCACUAUAUCAGCCAAUCAGAUCAUUCUGAACAAGGCAACAGAUCUGAAAAUUAGUAAACAGACUUUACAACAGGAAGGACAAAAGCUCAUUGUAACAACUCUAGGGAAGCCUGGACAGCCAAUUGUUCUAGCAUUGCCCCACAACCAGCUAUCACAGUCUCAGAAGGCAACAUCACAGGUGCAAACAAGUGACUCCAAGGUUUCAGCACAGCAAUUCAAGGUGGUAACUAUUGGAGGAAGGGCAGAAGUGAAACCUGUCGUUGGUGUGUCAGCCUUGACUCCAGGGAGCCAAUUGGUAAAUACUACCACCCAAUCUUCUGUAUUGCAGACUCAGCAACUGAAAACAGUGCAGAUUGCUAAGAAAACCAGGACACCAACUUCAGCCCCAGUGAUCACAAAGUUGAUCUUCACAAAGCCAAUCAAUAGCAAAGCAGUCACGGGGCAGACAACUCAAGUCUCACCAGUCAUUGCAGGUAGGGUUGUUUCUCAGACUACUCCAGGAACACCUCCAAAGACUGUAACUAUCUCAGAAAGUGGAGUUACUGCAACUUCUUUGAAUUCUUCCUUACAGCAGGCACCAAACAAGAUAGCCAUCUCUCCCUUGAAAUCGCCUAAUAAGCAGUUAACAGUGGUGUCGGUUGCCUCCCAGUCUCCAAGCUCCCCACAGAAAACAGUGGGCGUUCCUCUCAAUGUAGCCUUAGGACAGCAGAUUCUCACAGUGCAGCAUUCAACACCAUCUUCUCCAGGAAAGGCUGUUGCUAACAAUACUACUGCUCAGGCUGUGAAAUCUGCAGUACAAACCCUCACUGUAGGCGGAGUAAGCACAUCUCAGUUUAAGACCAUAAUUCCCUUGGCAACAGCACCUAAUGUUCAGCAAAUUCAGGUACCUGGAAGCAAAUUCCAUUAUAUUCGUCUCGUCACUGCUACAACUGCCAACAGCUCAUCCCAGCCAGCUGUGCAGAAUCCCAGCACCAGCACAGCAUCCCUCCAGCAAGCAAAGCCAAUGGUGGUGAACGCAACCCCUGUGCGAAUGUCAGUCCCAAUCGUCCCAGCAGCACAGACUGUCAAACAAGUAGCGCCCAAACCAAUUAACACAACGUCACAGAUGGUCACAACAAGCCAGCCGCAGCAAAGACUUAUAAUGCCUGCCACUCCACUGCCACAAAUCCAGCCAAACCUCACCAACCUUCCUGCGGGUACUGUGUUGGCCCCAGCCCCUGGUACAGGGAAUGUUGGAUACGCCGUUCUUCCAGCUCAGUAUGUCACACAGUUACAGCAAUCAUCCUAUGUAUCCAUAGCAAGCAAUGCCAGCCUUAGUGGAACGUCUAGUAUCCAGACGCAAGCCAGACUGCCAUUCAAUGGAAUAAUUCCCUCCGAAUCUGCAAAUCGUCCCAGAAAACCAUGCAACUGUACAAAAUCAUUGUGUCUUAAGCUGUAUUGCGAUUGCUUUGCCAAUGGCGAGUUCUGCAACAACUGCAACUGUACAAAUUGUUACAACAACCUGGAGCAUGAAAAUGACAGACAAAAAGCUAUCAAGGCCUGCCUUGACAGAAACCCUGAAGCAUUCAAACCCAAGAUAGGGAAGGGGAAAGAAGGUGAGUCGGACAGGCGGCACAGCAAAGGAUGCAACUGCAAGCGGUCUGGAUGCCUCAAAAACUACUGUGAAUGUUAUGAGGCCAAGAUCAUGUGUUCAUCAAUUUGCAAAUGUAUUGGUUGCAAGAACUUUGAAGAAAGCCCAGAGCGGAAGACGUUGAUGCACUUGGCCGAUGCUGCUGAAGUACGAGUACAACAGCAAACUGCUGCAAAAACUAAGCUGUCCUCACAGAUUUCGGACCUCCUGACCAGGCCAGCACCAGUGCUGAGUAGUGGAGGGGGGAGGUUGCCUUUUGCAUUUGUAACAAAAGAGGUUGCUGACGCAACAUGUGACUGCUUACUUGCACAGGCUGAGCAGGCCGAGAAGGCAGGCAAAUCCAAGGCAGCUGCAGAACGGAUGAUUCUGGAGGAAUUUGGACGUUGUCUGAUGAGAAUCAUUAACUCGGCAGGAAAGUCGAAAAGUGACCAUUGUGCCAUGAACUGCUGACUCUUGAAAAUGAGCUAAAUAGUCUGAAUGGGACACUAAAAGGCACAUGGACACUUUCAUUGCAGCAUUCUUUGUUCUUAACAGGGUGCUGCUUAGUUUCCCUUGGUGUAUGUUAUUAGUGAAGCUUUACAAUGAUGAGUACUCUUUUAGCUUAGCUUUCUUUUACUUGACACCUGUGAACUUCUCCUUCUCAGCCUCUAGAAUAUAUGGGAGUGUGCAGAGUUUAGAUGGUUUUUUUGCCUCUUAGAAAUGUUCUUCAUGCCAUUCUUUAACUAAUUAUUAUUAGUAUUAGUAGUAGUAGGAUUUCCAGUGUAUAGUGUUGAAUUUUGAAUUGGUGAAAUGAUGGUGGAGAGAUGCCAGCUAGUCUAUCGGGAACAUUUCUUGCGCAAAUGUGAUGGCUAAUAUCAUACAGGAUUUUGGAGAGAUGUUCCCAGUACAGUCAUUUAGCACCACAUCACACAUAUUUUUUGCAUCACCAUAUAAAUAACAGUGCAUCUGUGGGGCAGGUAAUGCUGAAAGGAUAACAAUAAAAAUAAACGUUUGCCAAAAAAGCAAUACAUAAAGAGAUGCAAAUCUGUCAGUAGUCUUGUGGGUUGCCAUCAUGACUUUGGUGGGAAUCCUACUUGUGUUGAUUAGAAGCAACACAGUACGAGGGCUAGAUACAGAAAUCUGUAAUAUUGAUAUACAAAAAUCAAGGUCAAAAAUUAUAUCUCAUAUUCAGAUUAGUAUAAAACAAUCUUUUAAAUAAGUUUUUUUAAAAGAGGGGGGAAAUAUCACUGUGGUUCAUAAUCCAAAUUUUAAUGAACUACUUUCAUUUGGUUUCAGAGACGAUCAAUACUUUUGGACAGAUUUUAAUGUAACCAGAGACUUUUAACCUUUGUGCUAUUUCCUAGACAUCCCUUGAACCUCUAAAGGAUUGAAGGCAAUUUUUUCUCUGGUUCUUUUCUCAGAAAUCAUUGUUCAGCAAGCAGCUAUGAUUCCAAGUAUAUUUCUAAUAUUUCCUAGAAAAUUCUCUUCCUGGUAUUUUAUUAGAGCUAUAGCAAGAGCUUAGAUAGUGUAACUAUCUGAAUAGUUAGAUAAAUUACAAUUUUAGGACCUCUUUAAAAUGUUCAUACUUUGUGCACCUCCACUGCAUAGAACAGAAAGCAUCUCAUAUUGGAUUAUACUCUUAUAAAUGUGUUGACUUAAGUGGGUCUGAACAGCACUUCACAAUACCAUUCCUUUCAGUUCAAUGCUGGAAGGGGGGGCAGCAAAACCCUCAGGCCAGAUAAAAUUCCAGAUGUUUUUGCUCACUAAAUAAUCCCAACCCUUUCCCUAGAUCUCAUGAGUGCUUGUGGCCAAUAUUAAAACAAAACCCACACCCUAGUUGUGAACCUCCUUGGGUUUUGAAAUGUUAAGUUCCUCACCCUAUUUCAGAUUUGCACACAGCAAAGUGUUCCCAAUCAGGUUGUGGUUGGCAUGGGAAGAAUUCAGUCACACUUCAGCAUAUCUAAAGUGGCAUUUUCAAUCCAAGCCAUUGGCAGUGGAAAUAUGUAGAAAUCAGGCAAGAAUUGCAACAGUUGUGUUCAUGGAAGCUAUUUAUGUCUACGUACAUGGAGUGCACCAAAUGGUGUUCACUCUAAUGAUGAGGUGGUGUGCUCUUUUAAUGAUAGCUAUGCACAGAUUGGGUGGAAUAAACACUGGUCACUAUUCGAUACUAGUACACUUCAGCCUGUUAGUUUCAGUGGCUUUAAGUGCACCUGUUGUUGGAUCAUGACUGCGGUGGAUCAGUCAAUGGAAGUUUCAUGUUAAAAACUAUCCAAAGCAUUAUGUAAAACCAUAUGUGCUUGCAUAGCAGGUAAGAUCCAUCAUCUAUAUAGCAGGAUUUCAACAGCAGGGAAACAAAUUGGCUCCCCCCCCCCCCCAUUUAGCAGAAAGCAAACUAAAUCCUAGUAAGUAUUCUGCUGAGUUGUCCAAACUAAUUGCCAUCCAUGUGUACUAUUGAUAUUGCCUCUCCUAUUUUAUAUUUUUAAAGUAUUUUAGCAAUGCAUUUUGUAAGCUUGAUACUCUGUAUUAAGACAAAACUAAACCUAAUGAUUCGUUGGCAAAAAAGGACAGACUGAACAUGCUUAAAAGCAAGAGCAUUUAUAACAGAUGCUAUUCAGAUGCUAGAAAUGUGAUUGCAUGUUUUUCUAGCAAAGCAGGUUGUUUCAUGUUUCAUGAAUAAAUUCCAUGUUUGAAUUAGAAAGCACUUCCUAGAGAUUUUAGUCUGCCUUGUCAUUAUACUUCUGCAAUUCUUUGAAAGGGAUUUUUUUCUCUCCAUAUAACUGUACAUGUAUAUUCUGUUAUAUAACAGUGUAUAUAAUAUACACAUAUCAAACUUGCAUAUACGUACACACAAGCCUGAAAGGGAAGCUCUACAUGUAAGCAUAUUUUUUUUCAAGUAGGGCCCUUGAUUUGAGAUAAGUCAUUAUGGUAAUCUUUCAUAGUAGGUGAAGGCUCAGCUUUUCCUAAUUCCAUGUGCACCCAUAUGGUGAGAGAUUUGUAUAAAUGUAAAUUAGUGUAAGUGGAUAAAGUAAUACUUGAUCAAGUUAUUUUUCAAACAUGGCAUCUUUGGGGCUAGAACUAAAUUUGUUUAAUUUUGUACAUAUUCUGUCUUACUCUAACUUGCACCUUUUUGUGAUGUGUAUUUAUAUGUGUGCUGAAGCCCAUUUGUGGAGUUUGGAUUCAAGUUGUAGAUUAUGUAUGAUGGAAUUGCCUGUAAAACAUUUGAAGAAGGUGCAAUCAAAGAUUUAGUUUUCUGUCUCAGAAAAAGUGCUCUCCUGUAUGUAGCUUGGGUCUUAUCCUCCUUUCCCUCAUGCCUUUUCUUUAAACUUGGCCCUUCACUUUAAAUUGCUAAACAAGUUGGUUAAAAUAUCUUAUUUGUUAUUGGAGAUUUUGGGAGCAAUUUACGAAGCACUUCUGUGGUGCAACCCUUUCUGGUUCUGCCACAUUUCUGUCAUCAUGACCAUCACAGAAAUGGUUUGGCAGUACCUCGGUAAAGCGCUAUUGUAUCAAACUCACCAUCACCAGAUUUUGAGAGGGGAGGGCAUGAGGGGUCAAUUUUCUAGUUCUGGUUUACACCUAAAAAUAGAUUUAAAUUUAUAUUUACUAGACCUAUUCAAAGAAUACACUUUUCUAUAUUGUAAAAACAAAUGUCAGAUAAAUCAAAAAGGAAAAAAAUAAAAUGUUUAUAUUAUAUAUCAACA
Molecule: messenger RNA, 6092 nt
Organism: Pogona vitticeps (central bearded dragon)
Lineage: Eukaryota; Metazoa; Chordata; Lepidosauria; Squamata; Agamidae
Source: RefSeq, a predicted model, not a curated record